GAGAGAGCCAUUUUGGCUGUUAAUGAGAGUUAGAACUGAGGUAAAGAGAGCCAACGUGUGAUAGCCACGCUGUAAGUUUUGAAUGUUUUCUGGGCAGGCCCCAGCAGGGGCGGAGAAGUUUUGGAUACCCUCCAAUUUUUUUCCCCAAAGAAAACUGCCUAUUCGGCCAACUCCUGUCCCUUGGCCCUGCUCCACUGCUCCCUGAGUUGCUCUGCCAAGCCCCUGCCCCUUGGACAAGCGCUGACCCUCAGUCCGCCGGGAGGUGCCAGAGAGGGAGUGUCAUAGCCGCCCUGGGCCCUCCACAGCUGGACGUCCCACUGACUGGCCGUGCCCAUCCCCCGCAGAAGGGGCCUGGAGGAGGGGGAGGAGAUGGCCCCUGUGUUCCUGGUGGCCAGCGCCCACCAGGGCUCCGUGACAUUUGGGGAUGUGGCUGUGGACUUCUCCUGGGACGAGUGGGGGCACCUGAACCCUGCUCAGAAGGAGCUGUACCGGGAGGUGAUGCUGGAGAACUAUGGGAACCUGGUGUGCCUGGGACUUGAAGUUUCCAAACCUCGUGUGAUCGAGCAGUUGGAGCGAAGGGAAGUGCCUUGGAUGCCAGGGGAAGGUGCCCCAAGGAGUUGUGGUCCAGAUUGGGAGGCUAAGCCUGAAGUCAAAGGGUCAUCUCUGAAAUUUGGCCUUUCUGGGGAAAAAUUGUCUGAGGAAAUGCUCCUGAAAGUUGGCAAUUGUGUCUUCAAAUCAAGAGAAACCCACAAAUUUGGUGCCAGGUCAGAAAGGCAGCAGAGUGAUGAGGAAAAUCCUUUUCAGUCCACAACAUUCAUCCAGAAGAAGCCUCUCCAUAGAGUAGGAGACACUAAAUGCAACAAAUGUGGUAGAAGCUCCAAUCUAGGGCUGAGCCUUUUCCCACAACCAGGAGGUGUAAGUGUGAAGAGUCUCCAUGAAUGUGACACAAAUCAAACGCCCUUUACUGUGUGUUCAGAUCUUCCACAAUAUAAUAGAACUUGCUCAGAGGAGAUAUUUUCUAAUUAUCAUGAAUUUGGAGAUUCCUUUAAUUAUGAUUCAGACAUAAAUGAAAAUAGAUUGCAUUCUAAAAGGAAACCUCAUGAAUGUAGUGAAUGUGGGAAGGCCUUCCACCUGACCUUGCAGCUUACACAACACCAAUGCACAAUGUAUACACAAAGGAACAUGUUGAGCUCAUCCAGAAACUUUACUGUCCACCAGAGAAUUCACAUUGGAGAGACACCAUAUAAAUGUAAGGAAUGUGGGAAGGCAUUCAGUCAGAGCAGAAACCUCACUCUCCAUCGGAAAAGUCACACUAGAGAGAAACAAUAUGAAUGUAAGGAAUGUGGGAGUUUUUUCCGCCGGAGUGCAUACCUUAAUCAACAUCAGAGAAUUCAUACUAGAGAGAAACAUUAUCGAUGUAAUGAAUGUGGGAAGUUCUUCAAACAGAAGGGAUCUCUCGUUGUACAUGAGAGGAGUCAUACUGGAGAGAAACCAUAUGAAUGUAAGGAAUGUGGGAAGUUCUUCAAACAGAGGGCACAUCUUAUUUUACAUGAGAGGAGUCAUACUGGAGAGAAACCAUAUGAAUGUAAGGAAUGUGGGAAGUUCUUCAAACAGAGGACAUAUCUUAUUGUACAUGAGAAGAGUCAUACUGGAGAGAAACCAUAUGAAUGUAAGGAAUGUGGGAAGGCAUUCAGUAAGAGUAUGAACCUUUCUCGCCAUCGAAAAAUUCACACUGGAGAGAAACAAUAUGAAUGUAAGGAAUGUGGGAAGUUUUUCCGCCGGAGUGCACACCUUAAUCAACAUCAGAGAAUUCAUACUAGAGAGAAACCUUAUCAAUGUAAUGAAUGUGGGAAGUUCUUCAAACACAAGGGCUAUCUUAUUGUACAUGAGAGGAGUCAUACUGGAGAGAAACCAUAUGAAUGUAAGGAAUGUGGGAAAGCAUUCAGUAAGAGUAAGAACCUUUCUGUCCAUCAAAAAAUUCACACUGGAGAGAAACAAUAUGAAUGUGAGGAAUGUGGGAAGUUUUUCUGCCGGAGUGCACACCUUAAUCAACAUCAGAGAAUUCAUACUACGGAGAAACCUUAUCAAUGUAAUGAAUGUGGAAAGUUCUUCAAACAGAAGGGAUAUCUCAUGGUACAUGAGAGGAGUCAUGUUGGAAAAAAACAAUAUGAAUGUGAGGAAUGUGGGAAGUUUUUCCGCCAGAGGGCACACCGUGAUCAACAUCAGAGAAUUCAUACUAGAGAGAAACCUUAUCAAUGUAAUGAAUGUGGGAAGUUCUUCAAACAGAAGGGAUAUCUUAUUGUACAUGAGAGGAGUCAUACUGGAGAGAAACCAUAUGAAUGUAAGGAAUGUGGGAAGUUCUUUCGACAGAAAGCACAUAUUAUUGUACAUCAGAGGAGUCAUAGUGGAGAGAGGCCUUAUGAAUGUAAUGAAUGUGGCAAGUUCUUCCACCGCGGUACACAUCUUAGGCUUCAUCAGAGAAUUCACACUAGAGAGAAGCCAUAGAAAUGUACUGAAUGUGGAAAGGUCUUUAGCUAUAGCAAUACACUUAGUCUUCUUCAGAGAAUUCACACUAGAGAGAAACCAUAGAAAUAUACAGAAUGUGGGAAGGACUUCAGUGACUGGUCAAACCUUAUUCAGCAUCAGAGAAUUCAUCCUGGAGAAAAACCUUAUGAAUGUAAGGAAUGUGGGAAAUUCUUCCGACAGAAGUCAAAUAUUAUUGUACAUCAGAGGAAUCAUACUGGAGAGAAAGCCUUAUGAAUGUAAUGAAUGUGGGAAGGACUUCAGUGACUGGUCAAGCCUUAUUCAGCAUCAGAGAUUUCAUACUGGAGAGAAACCUUAUUACUGUAAUGAAUGUGAGAAGGCCUUCUGUCACAGUGGAGAUCUUACUCUGCACAAGAAAUUUCACACUGGAGCAAAAUCAUAUGUUUAUAAUGAAUGUGGGAAGACUUUUCACCAGAUCUCAUCCCUCAUUCAACAUCAAAGAAUUCACAAUGGAGAAAAACGAUAUGAAUGUAACGAAUGUGGGAAGUUUUUCGACCAGAGUUCACACCUUAUUUGACAUCAGAGAAUUCAUACUGGAGAAAAAAGCCCUAUGAGUGUAUUGAAUGUGGUAAGGCCUUCUGUCAGAGCUCAUACCUUACUAGACAUCAGGUAACUCAUACAAGGGGGAAAUCUUAUCAAUGAAAUGAAUAUGAGAAGAACUUUAGUUGCAGCCAAAACCUUAUCCUCCAUCAGACAAGCCACACUGAAGAGAAAUCAUAUGAAUAUGAUGAAUGUGAGAAGUUUAUCAGAGUACACACUUUAUUCAACAUCACAGAUACCAUGCUGGAAAGAAAACAUAUGAAUGUAUUGAAUAUGGGAAAACCAGCCAGAGCUCAGGCCUUAUUCAACAUCAGAGAAUGACUACUAGGGAGAAACUCUAUAAAUGUAAUAACUGUGAGGAGACAUUCCUGAGUGAGAUGAGUACUUAUUCAUUCAACCAUAUAUCCAUUUUAGUGGAAACCUUAUCAAGGUAAUGAAUGAGUUCAUAUGUUUUGUCAGAAUAUAUACCUUUCCCUCAGAAAGUUCACACUAAAAUUUACACUUCACCUUAUAAAGGUAAUAGAUGUAGGAAAGCCUUUUGACUCAUCAUCAGAGACAGGAAUGUAACUGAAAAUUUUAGACCAUGACACUGACUACUUUGUGUUUAGUUAAAUAUGAAUAAAGUUUAAAAUACCCACA
Trichosurus vulpecula (common brushtail) is the source of this 3723-nucleotide messenger RNA. Its product is annotated as zinc finger protein 260-like. The coding region runs from base 370 to 2505 and encodes 711 amino acids. Lineage: Eukaryota; Metazoa; Chordata; Mammalia; Diprotodontia; Phalangeridae. Gene Ontology annotation, biological process: regulation of immune system process; negative regulation of transcription by RNA polymerase II; regulation of cytokine production. The record is from RefSeq and is a predicted model, not a curated record. The transcript is spliced from 2 exons.